AUGCCAAACUCAAACCCCACAGUAUUUAUUGCUUUUCAACAGCCAAUAAAAAAGGCAAUUGUCUGCAAUGACCUGUAUGAUUCAGUAAUAAGAUUUGGUAAAAUUCAAAGAAUUAUUUGUAUGAACUCACCUCGACCUGACAUGCCCCAUUCGUUAAUAGAAUUUGAAUCACCAGAGUCAAGUAAUAAAUGCAUUGAAUAUCUUAAAACUAAUCCCCUCCCAAUUCUUAAUUAUAAAUGUAGAGCAGAAGUAAGUAAUGCAGAAACAUUAAAUGUUAAAACUGAGAGUCCACAAGCACAUGACUAUACGAUUAGUCCUAGAUUUGGGCAUGAAACACCAAUAACAAGAGUAUUACUUGUUAAUGAAUUACCUCGGUAUUUAACCCCACAAUCCCCUUUUCAUUUUUAUAAUCUUUUUUCAUUAUAUGGGUCUAUUAUUAAAGUUAAUGUUCUUAGCGAAAAACGUACUGCAAUGAUUGAAUAUGCCUCUAUUGAAGAUACUAUUAAUGCAUAUCAAAACCUAUCUGAUGUAAAAUUUUUUGAUUCACGACUUAUUGUUAAAUAUAGUAAACAUGAUAGUGUCGCAGCACCUCCUGGGAUUUGGUGUAAACAUUUCCAACCACUAAAACCUUUACUUCCUUCUGUUGCCCCUAGUGUGUUUGUUAAGUUUAUUCAACUUCAUCCUAUUAUUGCAUGCAGCCCAAACACUCCAAUGGCAUUAUGUCAUUACUUUGACCAUUAUUUUGUUCCACGCCCUGUUGAUGUUUUUUUUGAUUCUCCAACGAGUGGAGUUUUUGCAUUUAAAACUACACAAGACGCAGUCAUUUGUGUUUCUGUUCUAAAUCAUAAAAAUGAAAAUGGGAUACCACUCAAAUUAGCUUUUGUUUCUGAGCCACCACAAGUCUCUCCAUCAAAUAUAAAAUAUGGAUAUUCACAAUCACAUCCAAUGAGUCGUAUGUCUACCAAUCAACCAAUCCUUCCUUCACAAUCAACAACCUCAUUUCCACCAAUUCUUCUAUCUCAAAGUGUUCCUUCCCAAACUCUCCAGUCUCAACCCCUUUCAUCUCCAAGUCUUCCUUUUCAGCAGUCACAAUUAACUAACCCAUAUUCUUCCUAUAAAUUAGAACCCCAAAAUAACAAUCAAACAUAUUCAUUAAAUGAGACCCAAACAACAAAACCAAAUAAGCCACUAACACCCUAUUACAAUUAUUCACAGUGA
This is a messenger RNA of Entamoeba dispar SAW760, 1218 nucleotides long. RefSeq lists its product as uncharacterized. Gene Ontology annotation, molecular function: mRNA binding. The record is from RefSeq and is a predicted model, not a curated record. The transcript has 2 exons. Gene Ontology annotation, biological process: regulation of RNA splicing. NCBI's taxonomy places the organism in Eukaryota, Evosea, Mastigamoebida, Endamoebidae. Gene Ontology annotation, cellular component: nucleus. The coding region runs from base 1 to 1218 and encodes 405 amino acids.